Messenger RNA from Styela clava, 1166 nucleotides. RefSeq names its product malonyl-[acyl-carrier protein] O-methyltransferase-like. NCBI's taxonomy places the organism in Eukaryota, Metazoa, Chordata, Ascidiacea, Stolidobranchia, Styelidae. Gene Ontology annotation, molecular function: S-adenosylmethionine-dependent methyltransferase activity. The record is from RefSeq and is a predicted model, not a curated record.
UCUAACCCAGUUGUCUUAAAUGGAGGCUAGAUUUUAUGAAAAACAUGAUGUCGUUGAACAAUUUGAAGAAGGCAUGUUCGAAUAUCCAGAUAUUAUAAGAAAAUAUGCAAUUGAUUGUUUGGUUCAACUCGACCCAGACAAGAUGCGUGAUCGACGUUACGACCUGAUGCUGGACGCGGGUUGUGGUAACGGUGGUCAUACAAGCAUGUUUGCUAAACAUUUCAAAGAAAUUAUUGGAUUUGAUAGCCAAGAACAAAUAAAUAUGGCAAACAAGAAGAAUGGUCAUGACGGCAUUCAAUAUGUUGUUGCGGAUGAGAACAGAAUGCCAGCUUCUGAAAACACAGUAGAUCUAAUAUGGAGCUUCUUUUCGAUUCAAUACAUGAAUGUUGAAACUUUUGUAACAGAAUGUAAAAGAGUUUUAAAACCAAUGGGAUGUGCCAUAAUUGUUGGCUUUGACUUUGCUGAUAUCCACUUUUUACGUAGUGGAAUCUACGAAUGUGAUUCUGGAAUGCCAGCAUUUGCCAAAUAUCUUGAGAAAUCAUCUGAAUGGUACAAAAGUCACUUUGCAGCAGAAUAUGAGGUUUGUGAGCGUUAUACAAACGUUUUUCACAAAAUAUCAGGCAUAAAAAAGUCUAGGAAAGACGACUUGGUUGGUACCAUCACAUUGUCAUUGGAUAAGUUGAGAAAACACAUUUUGAGUGUUCCUGAGUGGAAUGAGUUUUCAAAAUGGAUGGGAAUGCAUCACGAUUGCGAUCCUUUGGAUCAGAGUAUUAAAGAAAUGAAGAAAAUGUGGAGUGUAGAAAAUAAAGAUGAUAAGGAAGUCAUCGUUCUUCUGAAGUUAUCAUUUUUUGUGCUUCAGUUUUCUAAGUGAACUUGAUUUAACAAUCAUGAGAAUUCAACUUUUCUUCGAUUACUAUUCUUCAGCAUUUUAUUUUUAUUUUGUUAAAAUAAAAUUAAUAAAGUGUUGCAUCUGCAUCUUAUCAUGUUAAACAUUUCUGCAAUGAUUUAAAUUGAAUUCACCUGACAUGAGUUUGUUACCAUUUUCACCAUCACAUAAAAACUUGGACGUCUUCCGUCAUAUUCAUUUUGUAUAUAUAUUAUAAACUUGUUUUUAGCCAACUGUCAUGUUAUUAUAAACAAAUGUUUUCAGAAUUUGUCAGAAACAA